This is a messenger RNA of Carica papaya (papaya), 978 nucleotides long. RefSeq names its product Chaperone DnaJ-domain superfamily protein. NCBI's taxonomy places the organism in Eukaryota, Viridiplantae, Streptophyta, Magnoliopsida, Brassicales, Caricaceae. Gene Ontology annotation, cellular component: nucleus; cytoplasm. The record is from RefSeq and is a predicted model, not a curated record.
UGUCGACAUUUCAUACAUACAGCAAACGACGUUCAUUGCCACUAAAAACGGCAGUGCGCGGCACGCCGAUACACACACGUACAGGACCACCGCCUGUCCCUCUCAGCACCAGAUUUUAUCAAAACGCUCUACGCAGCAUCGCCAGUCACCACCAUCAUCAGCCCAACACUGACCUUCAGAACUGACGCCCUCGACGCCGUUUUCAAUAUCGUUUACGCUUCUGUUACUCGAGACGGAGAGGGCCAAAGCGAAAGACCAUGAUGUGGGACGAGUGGGACGACGCUCAGCCCGAAGAAACCCAAUCGCCAGACCAGGACUCCUAUCUCAAUUUCGAUUUUCUUUCUCUUCUCUCAAAACCCAAGGAUUACUAUAAAAUUUUGGAAGUGGAUUAUGAUGCUACUGAUGAUGCAAUUCGCUCCAAUUAUAUACGUCUUGCACUGAAAUGGCAUCCGGAUAAGCACAAAGACGGGGAUAGCUCCACUUCUAGAUUUCAAGAGAUAAACGAGGCUUAUCAAGUUUUGAGUGAUCCUGUCCAAAGGCGAGAAUAUGACAAGAAGGGGAUGCUGCAUUUUUAUGACUAUAAUAUCAUUGAUUAUCUUAACCGAUACAAGGGCCUCAUAUUAACUUGCAAUGGCUUGGGAAUCAAGCAUUCAAUUUGGUAAAAGCAGAAGGAGGACAGUUUUUCCUUUAUCUUGUACAUCUGUCUUGGAGAUAUUAACCGUGAAUAUGUACAAAAUAAAACAAGAAAAUAUCCACUCCUUUCUGCAGCUCACGCUUGUCCAAUUUGUGCUAGGUAAAAAUUGUAUGCAUCAGUUGUAGAGAUCGGAGAGUAGUGGAAAAUCUCAAAACUUUUAAGGUUCAACUAAAUGCGGGGGUAUGUUAAAAUGUAUUCAAUCUCCUAUAUUAAUUAAAAUAUACGAGUGUGUGUAGUAAAAUUGUGAGUAGAUGCCUGCUUGAUAAUGGUUUAGGCAAACAAAA